Messenger RNA from Salvia miltiorrhiza (redroot sage), 760 nucleotides. RefSeq names its product putative germin-like protein 2-1. NCBI's taxonomy places the organism in Eukaryota, Viridiplantae, Streptophyta, Magnoliopsida, Lamiales, Lamiaceae. The transcript is spliced from 2 exons. Gene Ontology annotation, cellular component: cell wall. The record is from RefSeq and is a predicted model, not a curated record. Gene Ontology annotation, molecular function: manganese ion binding. The coding region runs from base 51 to 680 and encodes 209 amino acids.
UCAAUUAAUAGCAAUAAAUCAGACAUUACUGAGUUUUAAUCAGAAAAAAGAUGACUAUGCUUGUAGUUUUAUUCAGCACUCUCGCCCUCGCUUUCAUAGGGGUGUCCUUCGCCUUUGAUCCUACUCCCUUGCAAGAUUUCUGCGUUUCAGAUGUCAAAAGCCCGGGAUGCAAGAGCCCGGAAAGCGUUACACCCGACGACUUCUUCUACAGCGGGAUGAAUUUGCCGGGCAACACGAGCAACCCGUAUCGGGCCGGGCUGAAAGCGGCCCGAAUUCCAGGGCUGAACACUCUCGGGCUUACAUUGGCCCGCCUCGAUUUCUUGCCAGGCGGAUUCAUCCCACCGCACUAUCACCCGAGGGCGGCCGAGAUUCUGACUGUUCUAGAAGGUUCCAUGGAAGUCGGAUUCGUAACCUCGUACCCUAACUACAAACACUAUGCCAAAGUUCUUCAGAAGGGUGGUGUCUUUGUCGUCCCCGUCGGGCUUGUCCACUACCAGCGCGGCGUCGGGGCGGCCAACACGGUGGUUCUGUCGGCGGUCAACAGCCAGAACGCCGGAAUUGUUGAAGUCGCCGGCGGUAUCUUCGGCGCAAAACCUGCCAUUAACAGCGAUUAUCUAUCAAGUGCUUUUAGGUUGGAUAAGAAAACCGUGGAGAUGCUCCAGUCCAAGCCUUGGUCUUGAGCGUUAAUUGUAGAAUUAUGUGUAUGUUAUUUUAUCAUGUUUGGAUUUUCUAUUAAUAAAAAUCUUCUGAUUUAUAUUUA